Messenger RNA from Plutella xylostella (diamondback moth), 1131 nucleotides. The record is from RefSeq and is a predicted model, not a curated record. NCBI's taxonomy places the organism in Eukaryota, Metazoa, Arthropoda, Insecta, Lepidoptera, Plutellidae.
UAUUUAAAAACUUCCCGUCGGGCCUGCUGUCGGCGGCGCAGAGCUACCCGUCGCUGGCUCCCAACGCGCAGAACGCACUCACCCUCUCACUCACCUCCACGUCUAGUGAGAGCGAGCAGGUCAGAUAUAUUGUUACAAACUGUGGCGUACCGCAAGGGGCAGUACUUGGGCCUGUUUUGUUUAAUAUUUAAAAACUUUCCGUCGGGCCUGCUGUCGGCGGCGCAGAGCUACCCGUCGCUGGCCCCCAACGCGCAGAACGCGCUCACUCUCUCACUCACGUCCACGUCCAGCGAGAGCGAGCAGGUCUCUCUAGAAGACUUCCUGGAGUCGUGCCGCGCGCCCGCGCUGCUGGCCGAGAUGGACGACGACGACAACGACGACGCGACUGAUAGCGACAACAACGACAACGCUUACCAGGAGGUAUCCCGCAACCUGCUCUCCCUAAUGGAAGAAGAAGCCUUAGAAGCCGUACGAGGCAACGCUUUACUGACGGGCGCGCGGCCGCGGCGGCCCUGGGACGACGACUUCGUGCUCAAGCGGCAGUUCUCGGCGCUCAUCCCCGCCUUCGACCCCCGCCCGGGCCGCGCCAACCUCAACCAGACCACCGACCUAGAGAUCCCCCUAACCGAGGGCUCAGACAUCGAAGACACACCUGAGCCCGAGCCGGCCCCCGCGCCCCCCGCGGCCCGCCUGCCCGCCCUGCAGCUCACGCUCAGCGCCAACGGGGCUUCCCUGCCGCUGGACAAGCCGCACUGGACUUUGUACCGGGCCGUGCUGGCGUUGAAUGCGAAGCAGAACCGCGGCGAUUCACACAGGGAUAAUGUUUACACGCUGGUAUACAAAGAGAUUGACGGUGAAGUGGAUUCCUCUUCAUCGGCAGGCAGCGACGUUGAGGACGAAGAGCCUUGUGAUCCAGAGCACGGCCUCCUAGGCAUGGAGGACGCGCUGGGCGGGCGCGAGGCGGCGUGCUGCGUGCAGGUGCUGCGGCGGCUGCUGGCCGUGUCGCCCGCGUCGGCGACCGUGCCGCCCGCCUUCCUGUCGCACAAGCUCACGGGCAAGCUGCAUCAGCAGUUGCAGGAGCCGCUGACGUUGGCUGCCGGGGCUGCGCCGCCUUGCAAUACAAUCAUGUAA